Messenger RNA from Jaminaea rosea, 1122 nucleotides. RefSeq lists its product as hypothetical. The transcript has a single exon. The record is from RefSeq and is a predicted model, not a curated record. NCBI's taxonomy places the organism in Eukaryota, Fungi, Basidiomycota, Exobasidiomycetes, Microstromatales. The coding region runs from base 212 to 817 and encodes 201 amino acids.
GGCUUAUCCAGAUAGUGCGAUGCGAGUGCGAUGCGAGACAUGAGGAAGCAUGCUGAUGCCUGUCUUCGCGCGUCGCCUGACAGUGGCACGAUCAUCCUAACGAGCCCAAGUCAAUGAAUCGAGUCGUCCGCGACGCAGGCAGAUAAGGGCGGCCGUGGCGCCAGUCACUGCCGGCCCAAGUGAAGUCGCCGCGACCUCCGAGCUCGCGAGCAUGUCGAUGUUGCCCCCAUUGGCAAUGCAUCACAAAUGCAAAUGCAACGCUCGCAUCGAUGAACCAGGCCGCACCGGUCCUGUCGACGGCAGCAGCGCUUUGGUAGUGUUACCCGAAUUGGAGCCUACUCUUCUCUGCGCGAGUCUGAACUUUUGGCUCGAGCAAUUCUCACCCACGCUCACACGCACGCGCUCGGUCCAAUGUCGUCGUCGACCUCGGUCAGACAGGCAGUCAGGCAGGCGGGCGGAGUUGAGUGCAGAGGCAGAGGCCGCCGACGGAGACCGGCGAAAUGGACGAGACAGCGAGGUGAAAGUAGAGCUCGCUGCGCUGUACUGCUCAACGAUGCUGCUGGGUUAUGCUGCUGCUGGGCGUCGAAGCGUGUGGCGCGGAGUGUCAUGCUGGCGAGUGAGCAGCGCUUAUCGCUCCACUCGUUGCACAACACCGGCAUCACCGGGACCAACGACCAUCACUCCAUGCCACACACACGCUCUUCUUGAUCUCAUCUCGUCUCCACCCGCCCCCCAUUCACGUCUUUCGUGGAUCCCGAUCCCCGCCGCUCCCUCGAUCGCUCACUUUUCCACGCCGCCCCCGCUGCGAUCCUUCUGAGCUUUCGUCGACAGGUCUUAGUAUCAUUCAUCUCGCCAAUCUCUCAGCCGUUGCCGCCGACCCGCUCGUCCCUACCGCUCUUCAAGACGACGAUUGACCCCCGUCGCUCAACACACGGCCGUAUCUCUAUCCGCUCUCAGGCGGCACACGACUCUCCGUCCUUCCGCCGAGACUUGCGCAACUGCCACCCAGCGGCAGCAGCAGCAGCAGGCAGCACAGGCAGCUGAGCUUUGAAUCAAAGGAGCAAGGGCGAGCCGCGACAACCCGCGCCGCGCCUCGUCGACAACGACGACGACGACGACGAC